Messenger RNA from Bufo gargarizans (Asiatic toad), 1559 nucleotides. Its product is annotated as proline-serine-threonine phosphatase-interacting protein 2-like. Gene Ontology annotation, cellular component: plasma membrane; actin filament; cytoplasm. Gene Ontology annotation, biological process: actin filament polymerization. The record is from RefSeq and is a predicted model, not a curated record. The transcript has 15 exons. Gene Ontology annotation, molecular function: actin filament binding. NCBI's taxonomy places the organism in Eukaryota, Metazoa, Chordata, Amphibia, Anura, Bufonidae. The coding region runs from base 107 to 1084 and encodes 325 amino acids.
GGAACUAAUUACUGAAAUUCUGGCUGUGUGUGCAGACUCGUGUACGGUAAAACUUGGAUUGAAGAGACACAUCCCUUUCUCAGCUCAGUUCUCGUACAGAGUGGCAAUGAGAGGCAUCUUUAAGGAAAACUUCUGGAGUACGGACAUUACCAGUACCCUCGGCUAUGACACGCUCCUCCAGCACAUGAAUGAUGGGAGGAAGAACUGCAAAGAGUUCGAAGAGUUCUUAAAAGAAAGGGCGGCAAUAGAAGAGAGAUACGGAAAAGAUCUGGUUAAUUUAUGUAAGAAGAAGCCUUGUGGUCAGACUGAGAUACACACCCUUAAGAGGGCUCUAGAUGUCUUCAAACAGCAAAUCGACAAUAUCGCUCAGUGUCACAUCCAGCUGGCGGUGACUCUACGAGAAGAAGCCAAGAGAAUGGAGGAGUUCAGGGAGCGGCAGAGGGCAGAGCGCAAGAGGAUAGAAGCUGCCAUGGAUAGCAUUCACAAGCAGAGACAGCUACAGUACAAGAGGACUGUGGAGAGUAAGAAGACGUAUGAGCAGAGGUGUCGGGAGAAGGAGGAGGCAGAGGGGAACGUCUCCCGCUGCAACAAAAACAACAUGAAUCAAAAGCAACAGGACAAGAUUUAUGCAAAACUAGCGCACUCAAAAGUGAUGGCCGAAGACGCAGAUAAAACCUACCAGCAAAAUAUUAUUCAUCUGGAUAAAGUACGGGAAGACUGGCAGAAGGAGCACAUUACGGCUUGUAUGUUCUUUGAGAACCAGGAGUGGGACCGGAUAAACUAUUACAGGAAUGCGGCGUGGACGCACGUCAAUCAGCUGUCCCAGCAGUGUGUCACCACCGAUGGGAUGUGUGAAGAGGUGCGGAGAGUGCUGGAGUGCUGCAGCAUAGAGAAAGACAUAGAACAAUUUACAGAAGGCAACCGAACAGGAGAUAAACCCCCAGCCCCCAUUCCCUAUGAGAACUUCUAUAAUAACCAGAGGAGCACAACACCAGUGAUAAGGCGAGGCCCACUGCAGACUCCCAGCACAGCGUCAGAUGAUCACGCUUAUGCGUCGGUGGGCGAUUUCAACGUGUAUCAAUAGCAGAGGAGGUUACGCUUCUCUGAGGGAGGAUGAAGACCCUGGAGUUUUUAGGUUUAACACUUUAGCUAGUUAUUUAUAUUGAGGCUGUAGGACCUCCAAUAAAAAUGUGUGGACACGUCCUUCUCCUGGCUUGGACUGUAUAUGAAACAUGCUGUAUCUGUACAAGAGAUAAUGGACCACCUCCCCCACCAAGUUCUUCCCAGUAUGAAGGACAUUCAUUUCACUUUGUGUAAAGGCCUCCAUGUACAUUGUGUACAUAAAACCUAUAGAUCAGUGAUGUGCAAACAGAGGCCUGUCUGUAUGACCACCACCAACCAAGGACAGGACAAGCUAUGUUCUCCAGGCUCUUCAUCCCAUUCACUUGUAUAGGAUCAAUAUCAGAUCAGUGGUGAUCUGAUCCUCGGCUCCCCAACCGAUCUGAUAUUGAUGGCCUAUCUGAUCGAUACCCUGAUUGCAUAAAACCACUUUGACAACA